Molecule: messenger RNA, 2677 nt
Organism: Oryzias melastigma (Indian medaka)
Lineage: Eukaryota; Metazoa; Chordata; Actinopteri; Beloniformes; Adrianichthyidae
Gene: smpd1
Product: sphingomyelin phosphodiesterase 1
Exons: 9
Coding region: 213-2027 (604 amino acids)
Biological process (GO): sphingomyelin catabolic process; ceramide biosynthetic process
Cellular component (GO): lysosome
Molecular function (GO): acid sphingomyelin phosphodiesterase activity
Source: RefSeq, a predicted model, not a curated record
GGAACAAGAGGAGGGGAAGAAGACCCGACUGUCACUGUGGAGGACGACGGCACUAUUUUUCUGCUCGGAUGUAUAUUUUAAAAAAGUAGCAAGUUAGCUAAUUUGUGUUAGCAGGCUGUAUAGGCGGAAAUUGAGCGUUUGUAGGUGUGAAGUGCGAUUAUUCUAACCACCAAAGGACCCGCGGAGGACACCUGCUGGCUGCUGUCCGGACAAUGGGGUCUCCGCUGCGCUGGUGCCCCCUCCCUCCCCUCCUGCUGGUCUUCGGCUCUCUGCUCGUAACCACGCCGCUGCUGGGGUCCUGUCACCCCGCCCACAUGCCCCCACGGCUCGGGCCUGUCAUCCUGGAGCGGUUCCCCCCGCACGUGCUGGGUUUUAACUGGAGAAACCUCACCUGUCCGCUGUGCAAAACCCUCUUCACCAUCGUUGACAUCGCGCUUCUGAGCGAUACGAAUGCAGAGCGCGUGGCGCGUGCUGUAGGGGAAGCCUGCAUCCGUCUGCAUCUGGCUGAAGAGCAGGUGUGCCGAGAAAUCACCGAGCUGUUCAGGGACGACUUCAUCCGGGCCCUGCAGGAGUCCCUGCUGUGGCCCAGUGAAGCGUGCGCCGUGCUCGUGGGGCCCGCCUGCGGUAAAUUUGACAUCUACGCGCCCUGGAACGUCACUCUACCGAAGGGUCCUAAACCUCCUGUCACGCCACCGUCUCCCCCUAAACCCGGAUCUCCGCAGAGCCGAGUCUUGUUCCUCACCGACGUCCACUGGGAUAAGGAGUAUCAAACUGGAAGUCCUGCCGAUUGCAAGGAGCCGUUGUGCUGUCGGAACAGCUCCGGAAGUCCCAGCUGGAGGAGGAGAGGCGCCGGGUACUGGGGGACUUACAGUAAAUGCGACCUCCCUCUGCGAACGGUGGAAAGCCUCCUUCAGAACGCCGCCAGCGUCGGGCCUUGGGACUGGGUCUACUGGACCGGAGACAUACCCGCCCACAACGUCUGGUCCCAGACGAGGGAUCAGCAGCUGAUGGAGCUCACAGUCAUCUCAAGACUCGUCCACAAACACCUCGGCCCUAAUGUCACCGUUUACCCUGCUGUGGGUAACCACGAGAGCACGCCGGUGAACAGCUUCCCGCCGCCCUUCAUCCACGGCAACAGGUCUUCUGGCUGGCUCUACGGCGCGAUGGCAGAUGAAUGGGCACCGUGGUUGCCAGAUCCGGCCUUGAAGACGUUGAGAUACGGGGGGUUUUACACGGCGGAGAUUCAGCCUGGUUUGAGGGUGGUCUCUCUCAACAUGAAUUUCUGUGCGCGGGAGAACUUCUGGCUGAUGGUGAACUCCACUGACCCCGCCAACCAGCUGCAGUGGCUGGUCCAGAUCCUCCAAGCCAGUGAGGAUAAAGGAGAAAAGGUCCACAUCAUUGGUCACAUUCCACCUGGUCUGUGUCUUGGUAGUUGGAGCUGGAACUACUAUCACAUAAUCAACAGAUAUGAAAGUACAGUCACGGGACAGUUUUUUGGCCACACUCAUCUGGAUGAAUUUCAGAUGUUUUACGACGAGGAGAGCAUGACUCGGCCAAUUGGCGUGGCGUUCGUUGCUCCCAGUGUCACCACUUACGUCAAUCUGAACCCAGGUUAUCGAGUCUACAUCGUGGACGGGAAUUACAAAGGCAGCUCUCGGCUGGUGCUGGACCAUGAAACCUACAUCCUGAACCUGACGGAGGCCAACCGUCCAGCCGUGUUGACUAAUCCAGUAAAGGAGCCCAAAUGGACGCUCCUGUACCGCGCCACAGAGGCUUACGGUCUUCCCGCGUCGUUCCCCUCCGACUACCACUCGCUGCUGCGGGCCUUCAUCAACAACGACCGUGUUUUCCAAAAGUUCUGGUACCUCAGACACAAAGGACACGUGUCGGAGGUCUGCAAAGAGACCUGCAAAACGACGGUGCUCUGCUUCCUGCAAAAUGGCCGCUCCGAUCAGCUGGAGCAGUGCGACCUCAUUCACGGUUUUGAAGGCGGCGUGGGGCGGCCGUUGAGAAAAACUCUCUGUUAACCGUAGCAACUAAAGCUGAGAGACUAUUUAUUGAAACAAAAAAAAGAGCAAUAUUGCCAAAUAUGAGCCAAAGCAUAAAAUUGAAGUUGCUGCAAUAAAAAACAAAGUUUCCAGCUAUGCCGAAUCAUUUUCAAAGCCUUACAUACCAAUAAUCGGUGUUGACGGAUCAUUUAGAAAAAUAAAUAAAUAAAAUAAAUAUACUUGAAUGCGCACAAUUGUAGGAUUGUUUUUCUUCUUUAAACGUACAGAAAGCUUCCCUUUUCUUCUUUACCGAGUGCCUUUUCCAUCAGAGUCCAUGUAAAACCAACAGUUUUACAGCAAAGCGUUUAAUACGCUUUUUAAGUUUCACUUCAUAUUUUUGGCUUUAGCGCAGCAGGAAGUCUGUGUAAAACUUUUGUCACUUUAUGGUUCUUACCUUUUGGUAGCAAUCGCCAUCGUUGAGGAGAUUUAGGUCAAUUUAAAAACCAUCUGCCUCAAACAUUCUUUAUUCCUGUAUCAGUGUUUUGUUUAAAUUCAUGUUUACUUUAUUUGCACUUUAAUUCAUUGAUUUGUCAAAAGAAUAAGUGUGAUUGGCUCAGAAAGAGGUCUGUUUGUGAAUGCAAUUUGUAAAUUGGGUUGUAUUUAUGAUUGAAUAAACAUCAUUCUGUAUG